AGCACUAUCUCAUACACUGGGUCCAUCAAUGCUGGUGGCGAUAGCUUGAUCGCUCUAUACGGUUGGACCACUGGACCCCUCGUUGAGUAUUACGUCAUUGAGACCUACGGCACUUACAAUCCUGGUAGUGCUGGAACUCAUCUCGGCACCGUCACUUCCGAUGGCGGUGUCUACGACAUCUACGAGACCACUCGUACCAAUGCCCCUUCGAUCCAAGGAACUGCCACAUUCCACCAGUACCUCUCCGUCCGCCAAAGCAAGCGUACCAGUGGCACUAUCACUUUCCAGAACCACAUCAACGCCUGGAAGUCUCACGGCUUGAACCUUGGUGCCUACAACUACCAGAUCAUGGCAACUGAGGGCUACCAGAGCAGUGGCUCUUCCAGCAUCACCCUCCACUAG
Molecule: messenger RNA, 402 nt
Organism: Aureobasidium subglaciale EXF-2481
Lineage: Eukaryota; Fungi; Ascomycota; Dothideomycetes; Dothideales; Saccotheciaceae
Product: glycoside hydrolase family 11 protein
Exons: 3
Biological process (GO): xylan catabolic process
Molecular function (GO): hydrolase activity, hydrolyzing O-glycosyl compounds
Source: RefSeq, a predicted model, not a curated record